AUGGCCGAAUUCGAGAUCGCGGAUAAAGACCUCGCCGGCCUCGAGGGCAAGGUCGUCAUCGUUACAGGAGGGUCCUCGGGCAUCGGCCUUGCAACGGUCAACACCCUUCUCUCCAAGGGCGCCUUGGUCGUCAACGCGGACAUCCAGCCCCCGGCUCAGCAGCCCGAGGGCUCUUACACGUUUGUGAAGACGAACGUGACCGUCUGGGCCGAGCAGAUCGCCCUCUUCAAGAAGGCAAAGGAGAUCCACGGGCGCGUUGAUCACGUUUUUGCCAAUGCCGGCCUUGGUCCUCAGGCAAAUUACCUCUCCACCGAGGUCGACGAGAACGGCGACCUGAAGGAACCCACGCACGCUCUGUUGGACGUCAGUCUCACGGGUGUGAUGCACACCGCUACCAUCGCGAUCUAUUACAUGCGACAGCAGGCCGAAGGCGGAAGUAUCGUUAUCAACGGGUCCACGACGGGUCUUCAACGACUUCGCGCCGUUGACUACUCCACCGCCAAACACGCCGUUUUGGGUUUCGGUAGAGGUCUCAUUCCGCUGCUUGACGCGGCCAAGAUACCCAUCAGAGUCAACACUCUGGCGCCUACGUGGACGGACAGUAGCGUGCUUCCGGAUCUCAAGGGGUUGAUGAAGAAGAUUGGGGUGGAGGUGCAGCCGGCGGAAGCUGUUGCCAAGGGUGCGGCUUUCUUGAUGGCUGAUACGACUCGGAAUGGGCAGGUCAUUCAUGUGCAGCUUGGAAAGUACAAGGAGAUUGACGAGACUGUUCUCCUACCGGCAUUCGAGUCAAUCAAGGGACCGGAUUAUCCCGGCGAGGAUGAGGUUUUCCGACGACUGACGGAAGUCUUGAUGGGUGGUUCGGGCUGA
Messenger RNA from Colletotrichum karsti, 867 nucleotides. RefSeq lists its product as uncharacterized. NCBI's taxonomy places the organism in Eukaryota, Fungi, Ascomycota, Sordariomycetes, Glomerellales, Glomerellaceae. The transcript has 2 exons. The record is from RefSeq and is a predicted model, not a curated record. Bases 1 to 867 code for a protein of 288 amino acids.